CGAUGUUUAUCACGAUAGUGUUAUUAUUUAUGUUUAUUUUAUUGACAUAUUAUUAUUACGUACAUUAUGGAAGAAACGGACGACUCAUUAAUCUUAUACCGGGACCGCUGGGCGUUCCAAUUGCUGGCAAUGCAUUUCAAUCAUAUAUUUCAGCAGAGGAACUAUGGAAACUAAAGUGUAGUGUAUCUGAUAAGUAUUACCCUAUUUUUAAAAUAUGGAUUUUCUUCACAUAUGGUGUGUCUAUUCGUCAUCCAGAUGAUCUAAAGACGAUAUUAAGCAGCACUAAAUACACCAAGAAAAGUCAACUAUAUAAUUUCUUUCUUCCUUGGCUCGGCACAGGUCUUUUCACUAGCACAGGCGCCAAGUGGCAUGCACGACGAAAAAUAUUAACAUCUGCAUUUCAUUCCAAUGUAUUAAAUCAAUUUGCUAAUAUCUUAAUCAAGGAGGGCGAUUGUAUGGCAAAAUCUUUAAAAGAUACCGGAGGGAUAGUUGUAAAAGAUUUAAUACCAUUUGUCAGUGAACACACGUUAAACGCCAUAUGCGAAACAGCCAUGGGCAUCUCUCUGCAAAAUGUCAGCGAGUCUCAGCAAUAUCGAAAUGCGGUUCACGACAUAAUCGAAUUAAUACUUUAUAGAGGAUUGAGACCCUGGUUCUAUAACGAUUUCUUAUUCUCAUUAUCAUCCCAUGGGAGAAAACAAAAAAGGAUCUUGAAAAUAUUGCAUGGAUUUACGGAAAAAAUCAUUGCUGAAAGAAAACUUUAUCACGAACGCACCAAUGGUCGAUAUUUAAAAAAUCUUGAAAAUGACAAAGAGACCGAUGAUGUCAAAGCAUUUGGAAUUAAAAAAAAACGGCUAGCCAUGUUGGAUCUCUUAAUAGCGGCAUCUCGAGAUCAUUUUUUGACUGAUUUAGACAUCAAAGAAGAAGUCGAUACUUUUAUGUUUGGAGGUCACGAUACUACAGCGAUGAGUAUGACAUAUGCUUUAUUAUUAUUAGCUGAACACAAAGAUGUCCAGGAACGUGUAAGAGUUGAAGUCGAUACUGUGAUGCAAGAGAACGGAGAGAAACUUACCACGAGAUCGUUGCAAAAUUUAUCAUAUUUAGAAAGAUGUUUAAAGGAAACGCUACGUUUAUAUCCCGUCGUGUCUUAUAUAUUGCGAAACAUGGAAGAGGAUGUAAAAUUAAACUCAUAUGUUGUACCAGCUGGAACAAUCUUACAUCUUGAUAUCUUCCAAGUUCAUAGGGAUCCCAAUUUUUGGCCAAAUCCAGAAGUAUUUGAUCCGGAUAGAUUUUUGCCCGAGAAUAUACAAAAUCGUCAUCCUUAUUCCUAUCUACCAUUCAGCGCAGGAUCGAGGAAUUGCAUAGGUCAACGAUUCGGUCUGCUAGAGAUGAAAGCUAUGAUUGCUUCUUUGGUGCACAAUUUUUAUUUGGAGCCCAUAAAUUAUUUAAAGGAUAUACAGUUGAAAUACGAUUUGAUCAUUCGUCCGUCUCAUCCGGUUUAUGUAAAGUUCAUCCCAAUCAGUCGCAAAUAACCGUUUAAAACUAAUCACAUAAAUAUAAGAAAUUAAUGAAAACCUUUUCAUUAAUGAAAAUUUCAUCUUCAGUCCAGUAAAGAAAAUUCGGUUGAUAUCCGCAGAUAAUUUUAGAACUAACACGGAUAUCAUAUCAAUGUAAGAAAUUAAUGAAAAUAUUUUCAUUAAUGAAAAUAUUCAUAUUUUAUUAAUUUCUAUCAUUCAUAUAACACCCGUAUUAAUAGACUGAAGAUGGUUCAAAGCAAGAACCGAAACAUUUGGUUAAUUAAAGAAGAAUUUCUACAAGAUUAUGAUUGUGCUUUAUUUGUCUCUGGAAAUGUAAACAAACACUUUUUCCACGCCUGCUUUACACAAAUACAACGUAAACAAACUUUAUUUUUCUUAUUCUAUAACAGAAAAUGCAUUAAAACUGUAAAACUUUAAAAUCGCAUAUCUCGGAAACUAUUGGUCAAAAAUUCUUUUUACAAUUUUCUCGUCAAAAAUGCCUUCAGAAAGAACCCUUCAAAUAGGGGGCCAUAGUUAUCGUAAUCACCCUCGAAAUAUAGAUCACCCUAUAUUUAUGAUUUAGUAAAAGUAAUAUAUGUAUUACAAUGAUAUAAAAAUAUAAAUGUAAGAAAAAUAUCACAAGGCUGUACGAUGACAUUAAUAAUUAUCGAUACGUAAAAUUACAUGAGAUAGUGAUAUGAUGAGAUAAAUAUUUAUCCUCUGAUAUACAGUCAAAAGCUAGUUUGAUUUCAUAAAAAUAAGCAUUUGUAUUUUUAUAUUAUUGUAAUAUUAUCUACAUGUACAAAUAUAAAGAGAUAAAAUCAUCGAACGAUAAAUAGUUUAUAUUUACAAUCUUUUCAAAACUCUCAAAAAAUUAGCAAGUUUAUGCAUCAUUGUACAUAAAAAAGCUUUUUUUCAACAAUAUGUAAUACUUAUUUUAUUUUUAAUAAAAGCAA
This is a messenger RNA of Cataglyphis hispanica, 2470 nucleotides long. Its product is annotated as cytochrome P450 4C1-like. Gene Ontology annotation, molecular function: heme binding; oxidoreductase activity, acting on paired donors, with incorporation or reduction of molecular oxygen; iron ion binding. The record is from RefSeq and is a predicted model, not a curated record. The transcript is spliced from 12 exons. Bases 3 to 1529 code for a protein of 508 amino acids. NCBI's taxonomy places the organism in Eukaryota, Metazoa, Arthropoda, Insecta, Hymenoptera, Formicidae.